Salpingoeca rosetta is the source of this 1801-nucleotide messenger RNA. RefSeq lists its product as uncharacterized. Bases 98 to 1801 code for a protein of 567 amino acids. Lineage: Eukaryota; Choanoflagellata; Craspedida; Salpingoecidae. The transcript is spliced from 14 exons. The record is from RefSeq and is a predicted model, not a curated record.
CACACAGACACUUCGUCAUCUCGUCGCACAAUGGCGUCAUUUCGUGUGCAACCAAGCAGAAAUCAAACACAGUCAGCAGACACAGACACCGCCUUUGAUGACGCUUGGUGUGGUUGGAAGGAGGUGCAAAGCCGUGCAGUGGUGUGCCCUGGCCCGUCGUGUGCCGAAACCCCGCUACCUCACACGAACAGCAACAGCAACAGCAACAGCAACAGCAACAGCAGCAACAGCGAAGAUGGGUACGCGCACGCUGGAGACACUCAACUUUGACAACCAAGCCCUGGAGCGGCUUCCCAUCGACCCGGAGAAGAAGAACUACGUGCGAACGGUCGAGAAUGCCACCUUCUCCUUGGUAGAGCCAGCUCCGCUUGACAACCCACGCGUCGUGGCCACGUGUUGGGAUGCGCUCAAACUUCUCGGCCUGAGCGAGAAGGAGGAAGAGCGGCCCGAGUUUGUCGAGUACUUCAGCGGCAACAAGCGGCUGCCGGGCUCGCGGCCCGCCGCCCACUGCUACUGUGGCUACCAGUUUGGCAACUUUGCUGGGCAGCUCGGUGACGGCGCUGCCAUGUAUCUCGGCGAGGAGAACUGCACAGUCAUCACGCGCAUUGCGCCCACGUUCUUCCGCUUUGGGUCAUUCGAAGUCGCAAAGACGGAGGACCCUGUCACGGGCAGGCCAGGCUCCAGUCCCGGAAACACGGACCUCGUCCGCACGCUUGCUGACUACACGCUGGAGAUGUUUUACCCGCACAUUCACGCAACGGACGCAGACGCCGCCACCAAAUUCACCGAGAUGUACCGCGAGAUCUGCGUGCGCACAGCGCGGCUGGUUGCCAAGUGGCAGGCGGUUGGCUGGUGCCACGGUGUACUCAACACAGACAACAUGAGCAUCAUCGGUCUCACCAUCGACUAUGGCCCGUUUGGCUUUCUAGACCGCUAUGAUCCCGAUCACAUCUGCAACCACUCGGACGAUGGCGGGCGAUAUGACUACAAGAGCCAGCCUGCAAUCUGCGAGUGGAAUCUGAACCGGUUGGCCGAAGACCUUUCGCCGCUCACCGACAAGGAGACGCUGGACCAGAUCUGCAACGAAACGUUCAAGCGGGAGUACACCACCGCCUACCGCGCACACAUGCGCGCAAAGCUCGGGCUGACACACACAGCAGCCGCUGUCGAAAGCGCAACCAAGUCACACGAUGGCGAUGGGGAUGACGAUGACGACAGCGCUGCUGAUGGGGAUGAUCGCCUGUUUGUACAUCUGUUCAACGUGAUGGCGGAUACGGGCGCCGAUUUCACCAACACGUUCCGGCUCCUCAGCCUCGUAUCGCCGGAGAACAGGGGUGCACCGUUCCUGUCGGCAAUCAGCGAGCAUCUCACCACUGUCGACGAGUGGAAGCGCUCUAUCAAGCCGCGCAUGGACCCGCGCCAGCUGCAGCAGCUGCUCGCCCUCCCGCAGAUCGCGCAAGCGUUUGGUGUUGAAAUGACGCAAGCGGAGAAGGAGACGAAGGACCGGGAGCUGUGGGGCGAGUGGCUGAUGUUGUACUGCCGGCGGCUGCAGACAGAGCAGGAGCGAUCGGGACUUGACCACGACGCCUUUCAUCACAACAAGCAGCAGCGUUCAUUCUCCGCAAUUUUGUCGCGCAACACGCCAGCGCAACACGCCAUCGACCUUGCGGAGAAGGGCGACUACAGCGAGGUGCAGCGCGUGCUGUCGCGUCUCCAGCAUCCGUACACGCAGCCCGAGGGCGAACCACUGCAGAAACCGCCGGCGUGGGCGUGUGCACUCGGCGUCAGCUGCUCGUCGUAA